AUGGCCGUCACAGCCAUGUCUCCGCCCCCACAGGCGGGCUCCGCAUCCACGGCGUCGUCCACGGCCUCGGCAGCACACGCAGCCAACGGCUCGCUGCUGCCCAGAACGAAAAAUGGCUCCUCCAGACGGAUCGAGAUCGACAACCUUGUCGUUGAGUUCCAGAAGAAACUGGGCAAGAACUGGGACACCUACCAGGUCGCCGUGUCGAUGUUUCUUGUCGGCAAGCUCUCGCGUCGCGAGCUGAUGGAGGAGCUCGACAAAAUCCUGGAUAAAUCCACCUACAGGCUGCACAACCAGCUUCUGCUCACAAACCUGGCCAACUCGCUGAGAGACGAGCCGCUCGACGGAACGCUCUCGACGGGUUUUGGCAACCAGCAGCUCUCGAAAAAACGAAAAGCAGGCACCAAGUCGUCACAGUACGAGCUGCUGAAAAAAGACAUUCUCUCGCUGCCGAUCAGAGAGCGACGCCGGCUCAAGGGCAUCAAGCGCGAGGCUGGCAAGCGCGGCAUGAUAAACUCCACGAUCGCGCUCACCAGACAGGCGAUAGUGCCGCGCGUGCCCAUCGUCACCAACAACGAGUCUGCCGUCCAGGGCAACACCAGCCAGUGGGCCCAGGACGUCCUGGACGGCAUCCAGACACCGCUGUGCUCCGAAACGUACGAGUUGCCCGAUAAGACACAUCUGCGGUCACGUGUUCUGGGAAUCGCGCGGGAGCAUGGCUUAGUGGGCCCUGUGGGCGACAGCGUGCCGGACGUGCUGUCGGUCGGCCUGGAGUACCAUUUGAAGCGGCUGAUCGAGCGCGCGCUGGACAUGGUGCGCAUUCGCCAGAAAAAAACGCAGCACGACUCCAGAGGCCCUGUCACCAUGACCAUCGAGGACAUGUACGACACUCUGGAGACGGCUCCGCAUCUGGUGGAGCCCAGCGGCCCGCUGUUUGCUCUCAGCAGCAACCAGUUGAAGAACGAGGACGACGUGGCCCUGCUGGAGCAGCAGCGACAGUAUUUGCAACGCGGGCCGGGACAGAAGCUGUCCAAGAUCUCGUUCGUGCUGAAGCCGAAGAAGACAGAGCCGCAGCCGCCGCCCGCGUCGUCGUCGUCCACCAUCACGGCGCCAGCUUCGAUGCUGGCCGUGUCGCCGCUGCGUCCUGGAGAACAGGCCUCGAACGGAGCAGAAAAGCAGAAUAAAGCAGACACGCCAGACACACAGAACGGCAAGCAAAUCCCGCCGUCCUCCGCCGCAGCACUCACGCAGCCGAACUUGCAGCUGAGCGACCCGAACAUCGGCCGUCCCGACGAGCUCAAUUGGCUGAUCAAUGAUCUCUUGUGCAACAACUAA
Ogataea angusta is the source of this 1335-nucleotide messenger RNA. RefSeq lists its product as uncharacterized. The record is from RefSeq and is a predicted model, not a curated record. The coding region runs from base 1 to 1335 and encodes 444 amino acids. The transcript has a single exon. Gene Ontology annotation, biological process: regulation of transcription by RNA polymerase II. Gene Ontology annotation, cellular component: SAGA complex. Gene Ontology annotation, molecular function: transcription coactivator activity. NCBI's taxonomy places the organism in Eukaryota, Fungi, Ascomycota, Pichiomycetes, Pichiales, Pichiaceae.